CUCUCUCUCUCUCUCUCUCUCUCUCUCCUUAUGAAGGAGUUUAUUAAGGAGGACACUCCACACAAGGAAGCUGAGGGUUGGAAGAAAGAAAGAAAGAGGGAGAGGAGAGAAAGCUGAUUGUUUCGAAAAGCUGAUGAGAGUUGAAAAGAUAAAAUAAAAUAAAGAAGGAAAGCUGAUAGAUAGCAUGAGGUAACCGAAAGAAAAGAAAAGAAAGAAAGAGCUUUUUUUUUUUUUUUUUUUUUUUUUCUUCCUCCUUCUCAUGUCCCUUGUAGCCUUUGUAGCUUCAUCUCUCUCUCUCUCCCUCCCCACCUCUUCCCCAAUACAUCACCACCCUCUUAUUACUAUUACUUUUAAUCAUAUAUAUUAAACUUCAAUUAGAGAGAGAGAGAGAGAGAUCACUUUGCAUCUUAGUUAGCUUAUAUUACAGAAGAUUUUCACGCAGGAGAGAUCAGAGCUUCUAAUUCCCUAUGUUACCCAAUAACUCUUCUUCCUUGGUCCCUUCUUCUGAUCCUUUUUCUUGCUUAGAAAAUGGCAACACCAAUAAAAGAAAGAGAAGACCUGCAGGCACUCCAGAUCCAGAUGCGGAGGUGGUGUCACUUUCGCCGAAAACCUUACUGGAAUCGGAUCGUUACAUUUGCGAGAUCUGCAACCAAGGGUUUCAGAGAGACCAGAACCUACAGAUGCACCGGCGGCGGCACAAGGUGCCAUGGAAGCUGCUGAAGCGAGAGACUCCGGUCGUGAAGAAGCGGGUGUUCGUGUGCCCGGAACCAAGCUGCCUGCACCAUGAUCCCUGCCACGCCCUCGGCGAUCUCGUCGGCAUCAAAAAGCAUUUCAGGAGAAAGCACAGCAACCACAAACAGUGGGUUUGUGAUAAGUGCUCAAAAGGGUAUGCAGUUCAAUCAGAUUACAAGGCACAUCUCAAAACCUGCGGCACCAGAGGACAUUCUUGCGACUGCGGCCGUGUUUUCUCUAGGGUUGAGAGUUUCAUAGAGCACCAAGACGCUUGUAACAUGGAUCGUGUGCGGCCGGAAUCACAAACGCUGCAACCGGCAGCAUGCCUGUCACGAACGGCUUCAAGUCCUAGUCCAUCCUGCAGUGACAACAAUUUCAGCAGGGCUCCAUCCACUUGGCCUCCAUCUAAUAAUUUGGUACUACCACAUCCAAGUCCAACUGAGUACACCAAAUUAAUCUUAAUAAACCCUCCUGAUCACGCUGAUCAUCAUCAAGCUACAUUGUCCAAGAAGAAUAGUAGUAAUGCACAUUACAAUUUGGAUCUUCAGCUCGCAACCACGUCGAAUAUUAAUAUUCCUAUCAAUGAAGUAUCUGUUUCGUCUAAGAGAGAAGAAAACCAUUCCACUCAGCUGCAGCUCUCAAUUGGUUCAUGUGAAUUUGGCGGGGGUGAUCGUAGUCAUCAGAACAAAACUAUUGAACAACAUUCGAACAUUAUGAUCGCGAAUCGAAAUUACUCCCCGAGGAGGAACGAGGUGAAGGAAAGGGAAAGGGAAAGCAGCAGUACUACUACUAAUCAUCACGAGCAUGAUGACGAUGGUCAGAAACCUAAACCUGCCACCGUGGCUGCUGGGAUAUUGAGGCUGAAAGAAGAAGCGCGAGAGCAGUUAAGGCUUGCGAUGGCGGAAAAGGCUUACGCCGAAGAGGCGAGGCAGCAAGCGGAGAGCCACAUCAAACUGGCGGAGAAGGAGUUUGCAAAUGCCAAGAGAAUAAGGCAACAAGCACAGGCCGAGUUAGACAAGGCUCACGCUUUGAAAGAGCAAGCGGUCAAGAAAGUGAACUCUACCAUUCUCCAAAUCACUUGCCAUGCCUGCAAGAAACAGUUUAUGCAAGGUGCGCAUGAAGCAACAACCAAUCAACAUUCUCUGGUUUUGAGUUACAUGUCAUCGGCUAUAACGUCAGAAGGUGAUCAUCGAUUAGAGAAGGAUAUCAGUACUCGAACCCAUCAUGCAAAAUCUGCUAGCGCCUAAGUAGUUUCCUAUUUUCCAUCCUCCAUCUCUAUGUUUUAACCUUUUUUAUUUUUUGUUUUUAUUUUUUAUGGUUUUGUUCUCUAUUUCCUUUUGAGGUUCUAUCAUAUUACAAGCUUGUAAUUAGGUAAUAUAAUUAAGGUUUAUGAGUAGACGAGUGUUGCACUGAUCGUGCAAUUUGUGUGGAGUUAUUUGUUCAUUAAUUAUUUGAUAAAUGAAGAUCACUAUCGAUCAUACAAA
Messenger RNA from Malus domestica (apple), 2216 nucleotides. RefSeq names its product zinc finger protein SHOOT GRAVITROPISM 5-like. The record is from RefSeq and is a predicted model, not a curated record. Gene Ontology annotation, molecular function: DNA-binding transcription factor activity. Gene Ontology annotation, cellular component: nucleus. NCBI's taxonomy places the organism in Eukaryota, Viridiplantae, Streptophyta, Magnoliopsida, Rosales, Rosaceae.